GUAGAGCCACCUUGGCACGACAUUUCGAGACUGAAUAUGAUCCAGCUUGGUGUGAGAACGCUUGUGAUAACUGCCAAGCUCAGCGAGAGUUUCAAGAUAUUGAUGUUUCUUCAAUUAUGACGAAAGCAGCACAGCUUAUCGAAGAGCAGAAAAGUGGGCAGGGCUCAGGAAGGAUAACAGGAGGGAAACUACUAGAACUCAUACUGAAGUCAAUGAAAACCACGAGAGAGUAUAUGGAACUGGUGAUAAGCGAACUUCUUCUGAAAAAGUAUCUUGAAGAAUCAUUCCACUUCACACCCUACAGCAUUAUCAGUUAUAUAGAAUUAGGACCGAGAUGGGUUCCUAACGUAGUUGUGACCCUGGCAAUGGCUAGUGAAAGCACGAAAGCUAAGAAAAGGAAAAUCGAAGAGAUUACUUUGUGA
Molecule: messenger RNA, 422 nt
Organism: Auanema sp. JU1783
Lineage: Eukaryota; Metazoa; Nematoda; Chromadorea; Rhabditida; Rhabditidae
Source: the annotation of a GenBank genome assembly